Molecule: messenger RNA, 381 nt
Organism: Ustilaginoidea virens
Lineage: Eukaryota; Fungi; Ascomycota; Sordariomycetes; Hypocreales; Clavicipitaceae
Exons: 3
Coding region: 1-381 (126 amino acids)
Cellular component (GO): cytosol
Source: RefSeq, a predicted model, not a curated record
AUGGGUUUCGCCAACGCCAAGUUCCCCGCGUCGACUGCGUUCGACCUCAUCGACGCCGCCAUGGGCGCCUCCGACUCCGAGCGCAGGGCCGCCAUCAAGCAGGCCAACGGCGUCUUCGCCUUCACCCUCAAGAACAAGGCCGGCGAGACCGAGAGCUGGCACAUUGACCUCAAGGACGCGGGGCGCGUGGGCAACGGCACCGGCGCCAAGCCCUCCGUCACCCUGCUGCUGUCGGAUGAGGACUUUGGCAAGCUCGUCGAGGGCAAGGCCAACGCGCAGCGCCUGUUUAUGUCGGGCAAGCUCAAGAUCAAGGGCGACAUCAUGAAGGCGACCAAGCUGGACCCGAUCCUGAAAAAAUCCAAGGCCCAGGCUAAUCUGUAA